UGCUGGCGAACUGGGGCUGGGAGCCACCCGGCUGCUCCCGGGAAAAUGUCGCUUCCCACAGGGCAGCAGGUGCAGAAGGACGCUGUGCCGGGAGCUGAGGAUGUGUCUCCUCCCUCCACAUCGCUCCCGCUGCUUCCCGUACGAAUUUAGCACUUGCUUCUUGCCAAGUUUUGCGUUCUGCAGUAGCUCUUCUGGAUCGCUUGCCUUCCUUGCACCAACCCUAUGGCGCCGUAUCCAUGUCUCAGGCCGUGCAGACCAACGGGACACAGCCUCUGAGCAAGACCUGGGAACUCAGUCUGUACGAGCUGCAGAGAACACCCCAGGAAGCCAUCACAGAUGGCCUGGAGAUCGUGGUGUCCCCCCGGAGCCUGCACAGCGAGCUCAUGUGUCCCAUCUGCCUGGACAUGCUCAAGAACACCAUGACCACCAAGGAGUGUCUGCAUCGCUUCUGCGCCGACUGCAUCAUCACUGCCCUCAGGAGCGGGAACAAAGAAUGUCCCACAUGUCGCAAAAAGCUCGUUUCCAAAAGAUCCCUGCGGCCAGACCCCAAUUUCGACGCUCUCAUCAGUAAGAUUUACCCCAGCCGGGAUGAGUACGAGGCUCAUCAGGAGAGGGUGCUGGCCAGGAUCAGCAAGCACAACAACCAGCAAGCCCUGAGUCACAGCAUCGAGGAGGGAUUAAAGAUUCAGGCUAUGAACAGGUUGCAGCGGGGCAAGAAGCAGCAGAUUGAGAAUGGCAGCGGGGCCGAGGACAACGGUGACAGCUCCCACUGCAGCAAUGCCUCCACACACAGCAACCAGGAAGCUGGGCCCAGCAACAAGAGGACCAAAACUUCAGAUGACUCUGGGCUGGAGCUGGACAACAACACCACCACUGUGGCCAUAGAUCCCGUGAUGGACGGGGCCAGUGAGAUCGAGCUGGUGUUCAGGCCUCACCCCACCCUCAUGGAGAACGAUGACAGUGCACAGACAAGGUACAUCAAGACCUCGGGCAAUGCUACAGUUGAUCACCUGUCCAAGUACCUGGCAGUGAGGCUGGCCUUGGAGGAGCUGCGGAGCAAAGGCGAGUCCAACCAGAUGAACCUGGACACGGCCAGUGAGAAGCAGUACACCAUCUACAUCGCCACCGCUGCCGGCCAGUUCACCGUGCUAAAUGGGUCCUUUUCCCUGGAACUGGUCAGUGAGAAGUACUGGAAAGUGAACAAACCCAUGGAACUGUACUAUGCUCCCACCAAGGAGCACAAAUAAGUGCUGGGAAACUGGGAUAGAACUAACUCUUUUUAUAGCUAUGACUUCUUUAAUAUUAAAAUAAGGCACCACCAGUAUCUUCAUGGACAGCACACAUGGUGCCUUCAGGCACUCUACUCAGUAAUAUGACUAGACAGUAUUCUGGGCUGUAUUUAAUUUAGUCUUUGGGUUGGGUUUUUUGAUUUUCCCUAGGAGACUAAAUGACCUCCAGUGCAUUCCAGUGUUUGAGAUGCUUUUUUGUUCCUAAUGCAUGAUAUCUGAUCCAGUGUUCCAGUUUGGAAUGGUUUCGUUUUGUCCAGGUAAAUCUGGAUUUCUGCUCCAUCAGACACAGUUACAGUAGCCUCUGUGAAGUGUGGAGUGUUGGCUGGCCAAGGAAGUCUGUUCAAUAGUAGCAUAUGCCAAGGAAUGUGUUAAAUGUUGGAAUUUGGUGAUUGUUAUCCAUCUGAAGAAUUGAUUGGUAGAGAAUGGAUUUGGAAUAGUCUUGCAGCUAGAGGUAAUCUGAUUCCCUAGGAAAGGUUCAUUAAGACAUUCUCGUGUGAACAAAGGUGAAUUUUGCAUCUUGUGAGAGGUAUUGCUGCCCAUGGCAGGGGCUUGGACCGAGAUGGUGUUUAAGGUUCAUUCCAAGUCCAACCAUCCUGGGAUUCUGGGAUUCCAAAGAGAGCUGCAGUGAGAAAACUGACACUUUAAAACCUUGCUGUUUACUGGUUUUGUUUUUAAUGGCUAUUUCAGUCAAAAACCACCCAAACAGCCCAAACCCAUAACUCUUCCCCACGCAAGACAUGCCAGUCUUGAUUCCUGCCUGGCCCUUCCUGCAAUGUUGCCCUGUCCUCACAGCUGAACUGAAGGAAAUCUGCAUGUUUCAUAGCCCUGCUCUUUUCCCUAGAGUAGGAUCUCAGUUGUGAAUGUUCUGUAAAGAACUGUCCAGAAAACUUUUUUGUUAAAGCAAAUUCCCCAAAUUCCAGCACACAGCCAUCAAAAUGCUUUGCUUUGGGGAAUUGUACCACCCCAGCAGGGACCUUUCCCAGUGUCAGCGUGAGUAGGGAAGACUUCAGUUGUAAGCUGCUUCAAGAUUCUACUUUUGUUACUUUGCCAUAGCUUUAGCAAACAUGGCUUAGCACUUUGGAAGACAACUUCAGUACUUGACAAAGUUUACCAUUUGGUGUCUUACUUUUAGGCUCAAGUUUUCCAACUUGGCAGUGGGCUAUGCUGUAAGGCCCAGUAGCUGCUGAUCAUUUGCAUGUACAGCCCCUGUACCCUGGUUCUGGACCUUGCUGUGGCUCUGAGGGGGCAGAUUGACCUGUUCCACAUCCUGUCUGAAUGGAAGCUGUCACCACGAGGUUGGUUCCCUUUGCUCUAAGACUUGCUGAUGAACCCUCCCGUUUGCCCCUGAGGCUUGAAGCAAAAGAGUUGGUGGCAAGUGGGAAGCACCAGGCUUUACUCCACAGUGUGUGGUUUACACUCCUCCUGUGUCCUGCCUGGACUCCCACUGGCUUUGGCAUGUGAUACAAAAGUAUUCUGCUGCUCGGGAAUUCUCCUGGGAAGGACUUGCCCUUCCCUGGCUCUGGGCUUUCCUAGCACUUGUAAAUGGUGUCCCUGCUGGCUGCUGUUCAGAUCAUCUUUAUCCGGCUGUGGAAACUACACAGGCUUCUUUGAGUAACUUAAUUAUUUCCUCUGUCUGGAGAGCCUUGGGCUUCCGUGACAUGAAGAGUUCAGGCCCCCAGAGCACAGAGGGGCAGCUAUUAGGGACCUGUUUUUGCUGAGUUUGUGAAGCGUUGCUGUAUAGACUGUAGUGCAUGUCCAUGGACUAUAACGGGGGGUGGGGGAGUGGCUGUGCUAAAUGCUUUAAACUUACUGGGGAGAACUUCUAGAUUAGUGCCAGCAUCCCUCCUGGGGGGAGCUGAGGGGAGGGACAGUCCCUUAAGCAAGAGAGAUUGUGUGAAGCUGAGCAGUCUGUCUAGGAGCUGUCACUUUGUCUCCAGUUCUUUUGAAAAGCGUGAGAGAAUGUGAAGCUUUUAUUUUCAUGUUGUAGUGAAUUUCCUGAAUAUUUAUGUUCUUUAAAUAUUAUAUAUAUAAUGUAGUUGUUUGAUUAAACCAUUGAUUGCACUGUGACUCUUUAGUGCUAUAAACUAUUUUAUUUUCAAAAUGCCAUUAUUCUUCCCCUUUUUAAAGCCAUGUUCUUUUGUAAGUACAUAAUGUGUGUUACGUACGGGUAAGCCUAAUAUCCAACUAAAGUAUCUCCUAUCAAACUAAAGUCCCACUGAAAUGCUCAAAUUGACAAUAAAAGCAAAAAUGUUAUCAACAA
Messenger RNA from Haemorhous mexicanus (house finch), 3549 nucleotides. RefSeq names its product ring finger protein 2 (gene RNF2). The transcript is spliced from 7 exons. The coding region runs from base 237 to 1247 and encodes 336 amino acids. The record is from RefSeq and is a predicted model, not a curated record. Gene Ontology annotation, molecular function: chromatin binding; ubiquitin protein ligase activity. Gene Ontology annotation, cellular component: PcG protein complex; ubiquitin ligase complex. NCBI's taxonomy places the organism in Eukaryota, Metazoa, Chordata, Aves, Passeriformes, Fringillidae.